AGCAGGUCACGUGGUGCCGGGCAUCAAGCUGCGCGCACCGGUGCGACGUCAACGCAGCCCGCUAAGCUUCCCCCCCGACCUGCCUACCGCGGCUGGGCCGCGGCUGAGACCCCCGUGGGCCCGGGUCCGGCCGUUUGCUGAGUACCUUCGCGGCCGCCAUGGACAACUCCGGGAAAGAAGCGGAGGCGAUGGCGCUGCUGGCCGAGGCGGAGCGCAAAGUGAAGAACUCGCAGUCCUUCUUCUCGGGCCUGUUUGGGGGCUCAUCCAAAAUAGAGGAGGCCUGUGAGAUCUAUACCCGAGCAGCAAACAUGUUCAAGAUGGCCAAAAACUGGAGCGCUGCCGGAAAUGCGUUCUGCCAGGCGGCCCAGCUGCACCUGCAGCUCCAGAGCAAACACGACGCGGCCACCUGCUUUGUGGACGCCGGCAAUGCGUUCAAGAAGGCUGACCCCCAAGAGGCCAUUAACUGUUUGAUGAGAGCAAUCGAGAUCUACACGGACAUGGGCCGGUUCACGAUCGCAGCCAAGCACCACAUCUCCAUCGCCGAGAUCUACGAGACGGAGCUGGUGGACAUCGAGAAGGCCAUCGCCCACUACGAGCAGUCUGCGGACUACUACAAAGGGGAGGAGUCCAACAGCUCAGCCAACAAGUGCCUGCUGAAGGUGGCUGGCUACGCGGCGCAGCUGGAGCAGUAUCAGAAGGCCAUUGACAUUUAUGAGCAGGUGGGAACCAACGCCAUGGAUAGCCCCCUCCUCAAGUACAGCGCCAAGGACUACUUCUUCAAGGCGGCCCUCUGCCACUUCUGCAUCGACAUGCUCAAUGCCAAGCUCGCUGUCCAGAAGUACGAGGAACUGUUCCCCGCGUUCUCUGGGUCCCGGGAGUGCACGCUGAUGAAAAAAUUGCUAGAUGCCCACGAGGAACAGAACAUUGACAGUUACACGGAAGCGGUGAAGGAGUACGACUCCAUCUCGCGGCUGGACCAGUGGCUCACCACCAUGCUGCUUCGCAUCAAGAAGACGAUCCAGGGUGAUGAGGAGGACCUGCGCUAAGCCCCCCGGCCCCCUGGCACCUGUCCUCCUGCCCCGUCUUCUCUACCCCUGCGCCCCUCCAGCGCGCGAGCCCAGAGACAUGGGGCCGAGACCUCCCCUCCCAUCCCGCCGAGGAGUCUCCCGAAGCCGCGGGGUGGGCUCGCGCUGCCAUGGGGUCCCCGAGGCCGGGCCUGCCGGCCGGACAGCCCCCAUCUGUCGCCACUGCAUCCCUCACCUCCUGCCCAGUUAUUUAAGGCCUCCCCCUGCAAAGGUGCCCUCCUCCACCCCAAACCACAGAUUCUUUGACACAGGUCUGUUUGCUGUGGGUGCCGCCAGGGAUGGGGGGUCAGCAUCUGGUCCCCCAGCUCCUGACCAGCUGGGUCGCAAGGCUGGCCUCUGCCUUUCCCACUCGUUCUCUAGCCGAGCCCUGAGCACACGUAGCCGCUGAGAUUUGCGCUCCCGCGGGGGCGGGCCCUCCCCCCCCCCCCCAGUGCUGGGAGCCCCCACAGCUUCCUACAGCCCUGACCUCUCAGGAUAGACGUGGGCCCUGGAGCUCAGAGGGCCCCCCGUGCCCCUUUCCCCCCAACAUCUGCACCUUUCCUAGUGCUUUGAGGUUUUUUGGUCGGAAGCUGCAGCUGGCCCGAGAAAGAAAAUAAAAAAGAACACUUCGCAUGA
Molecule: messenger RNA, 1700 nt
Organism: Suricata suricatta (meerkat)
Lineage: Eukaryota; Metazoa; Chordata; Mammalia; Carnivora; Herpestidae
Gene: NAPA
Product: NSF attachment protein alpha
Exons: 11
Coding region: 159-1046 (295 amino acids)
Biological process (GO): synaptic transmission, glutamatergic; intracellular protein transport; regulation of synaptic vesicle priming
Cellular component (GO): vacuolar membrane; terminal bouton; synaptobrevin 2-SNAP-25-syntaxin-1a complex
Molecular function (GO): soluble NSF attachment protein activity; syntaxin binding
Source: RefSeq, a predicted model, not a curated record